Molecule: messenger RNA, 689 nt
Organism: Mercenaria mercenaria
Lineage: Eukaryota; Metazoa; Mollusca; Bivalvia; Venerida; Veneridae
Product: kielin/chordin-like protein
Exons: 4
Coding region: 77-649 (190 amino acids)
Source: RefSeq, a predicted model, not a curated record
CUGUGUCUAUGCGAUAGAUUGGCCGUUCCUCAACUCGAUCGUUCUCUUGCGGACAGAUAACGUUAUCAAAAUAAGAAUGUUUUCAAAAUGGACCUGUUUGUGGACUUUUAUAUUAAAUCUUGCAGCAAUUGCAAAAGGUAUUUCAGUAUCAUCAGAUACGCUCACGUGUACUUAUAAUGGUAGCGUGUAUAGUCGAGGUGAUGCGUGGGUAGACGACCACGUGUGUGGAGUCUGUGUGUGUAACGAGUACGGGUCACAGUGCUACGCGAAGCUUGAAGGGUAUUGCAAAUUAAACAACACUGUAGCUAAGGCAGGAGAGCCUGUAUGUAUGUACGGCCUGAAACCCUACUUGGUUGGUGACGUAUAUUCUGCUCUGGAUGGCUGUAACAAAUGUCUCUGUACAGAGCGUGGUAUGCAGUGCACAAUGAAGGCGUGCAGUUCUACCGGGUUUGAAACUCCCAGCAAAGAGCCGCUCUAUGGAGAAUGCCAGUAUGAUGGUGGAUGGUAUAGACUUCACACGCAAUGGUUAGCUCGUGACGGAUGUAACACGUGCUUCUGUCAAACUAUUGGAAACUACAGGGGAGGUCACGUGUGCACGACCAGCAAAUGCCCGUGCAGUACAGUAAACGCGCCAGUAAUUACAGGUUGAAUUAAAACUUUUGUCGGUUAAAAUAAACUAGAGCUAUCAG